Molecule: messenger RNA, 1653 nt
Organism: Protomyces lactucae-debilis
Lineage: Eukaryota; Fungi; Ascomycota; Taphrinomycetes; Taphrinales; Protomycetaceae
Exons: 2
Coding region: 1-1653 (550 amino acids)
Biological process (GO): carboxylic acid metabolic process
Molecular function (GO): isocitrate lyase activity
Source: RefSeq, a predicted model, not a curated record
AUGCCUUACUCAAAGAUCGACGUCCAAGCCGAAAAGGCAGACCAGCAGGCGCAGGUCCAACAGCUCAACCAAUGGUGGGCAUCCCCACGUUACGCAGGCAUCACUCGUCCCUACUCCGCCGAAGAGAUCGCCUCAAAGCGCGGCUCCCUCCUCGGACGCCAGGUCCCAGCUGCCAACAAGCUCUCUGAGAAGCUCUUCAACUUGCUCGUGGAGCAUGACAAGAAGAAGACUUGCAGCCGUACAUUCGGCGCAUUGGAUCCCAUCCAUGUUGCGCAAAUGGCCAAGUAUGUCGACAGCAUCUACGUCUCUGGCUGGCAAUGCUCGUCUACUGCAUCCACCUCAAACGAGCCAGGACCAGAUAUCGCAGACUACCCAAUGGACACUGUCCCCAACAAGGUCGAACACUUGUUCAUGGCACAACUCUUCCAUGACCGUAAGCAGCGUGAGGACAGGUUCUCCAAGACUGAACAAGAGCGUGCAAACCUCAAGUACAUCGACUUCUUGCGUCCCAUCAUCGCUGACGGUGAUACGGGACACGGUGGUUUGACUGCCGUUAUGAAGUUGACCAAGAUGAUGAUUGAGCGCGGUGCCGCUGGUAUCCACUUUGAGGACCAAGCACCCGGUACGAAGAAGUGUGGUCACUUGGCUGGAAAAGUGCUUGUGCCAACACAAGAGCACAUCAACCGUCUCGUUGCUGCACGCGCCAUGGCUGAUUUGCUUGGCUCUUCAACUGUGAUUGUUGCUCGUACCGAUGCUGAAGCGGCAACCUUCAUCUCCACCAACAUUGACCAGCGGGAUCACAAGAACAUCCUCGGUGUGACGACGCCUGGACUCAAGCCACUCGCCACGCUCAUGUACGAAGGUGAGCUCGCUGGAAAGCGUGCCUCGCAACUUGAAGAGCUCGAAAACAAUUGGAUGAAGCAAGCCAACAUCAUGCUCUUUGAUGAAGCCGUGAUUGCAACCAUCAAGAAGUCUGUUGUUUCAGGUCAAGACGCAGCCAUUGCAAAAUACCUCGAACAAACCAAGGGUAAGAGUAACACGGAGGCGCGCGCCAUUGCACAAACCAUUACGGGUGUGGAUAUCUUCUUUGACUGGGACAGCUGUCGUUCGCGUGAGGGCUACUACCGUUACCAGGGUGGUACUCAGGCUUGUGUUGAGCGUGCCAUCGCUUAUGCACCGUAUGCAGAGCUCUUGUGGAUGGAGACCAAGAAUGCUGGAUACGAGCAAGCGCAUGAAUUCGCAACGGGCGUCAAGGCUGUUUGGCCUAAACAGUGGCUCGCCUACAACCUGUCACCUUCGUUCAACUGGUCCACCAACUUGCCAUCAGACAAGAUUGCAACAUUCAUUGAGGAUAUUGCUAAGCUUGGCUUUGUCUGGCAAUUCAUUACCCUUGCAGGUCUUCACUCGUCUGCGUUGGGUAUUGACACGUUUGCCGCUGGUUAUGAAAAGCAAGGUAUGAAGGCAUAUGUUGAGAUGAUUCAAGAGCCUGAACGUGUGCAUGGUGUUGAAGUUUUGACGCACCAAAAAUGGUCUGGUGCAGAGUACAUGGAUCACUUGCAGGGACUUGUUACGGGUGGUGUCAAUUCGACCUCGGCGAUGGGUGCUGGUGUCACUGAGUCACAGUUUGCGACUGACCCCAAGGCGAAGAUCUAG